AUGGCGCUGCCCACGGGGAUGGCGCUGAUGAGGGCGGCCGGCGUCGGCCUGCGGGGACUGGGGAGGCCGCUGUGGGGCCGGGUGAGGCCGGGAGCGAGGCGGGAGCGGGGGGCACACCCCGGCUCUGCAGCACCCAGGAAACAGCCAAACCCCCCCCCGAGCCCCUACGAGGAGCGGCCCUGGGAGUACCUGGAGAGCGAAGAGUACCGCGCCACCUAUGGCGACCAGCCCGUCUGGUUUGGCUACCGCCGCAACCACAAAGGAGCCAUCCCCCCCCAGCGCACCCGCAAGGCCUGUCUGCGCAAGGGGAAGCGGGUGGGAAACCCCUGCCCCAUCUGCCGGGACCGCAACCUCCAUGUGGAUUAUCGGAACGUGAAGCUCCUGGACCAGUUCAUCUGCCCCCACUCAGGCAUCGUCUUCCACCCCACACGCACAGGUGUGUGCAUGCAGCAGCACAAGCUCCUCUCCAAGGCCAUCACGCAGGCGCAGGACCACGGUCUCCUAUGGCUGCAGGUGCCCUUCGUGCCCGCGCCCCGCGACGACUUCUCCAACCAGCACCCGGCCGUCACCAGGACCCCCCCGGCGCCCACCCUGGCCCCCGGCCGCCCUUGGUACCCCUGGUACGAGUGGCAGCCCCCCCCCGCCGCCGCCGUCGCCCGCGUCCGGCGCCUCUACAGGGACUAUCUCAAGGAAGGAGCAGGCCCCCCCCCCCCCGGUGGGGACCCCCCCGGGGACCCCCUCCAUGGAAUAAAGCGCUUCUUUGCCCCCCUCCCCCCAAAGCCGUUGCCCCCCAUUUCUUUUUCCACGUGGGGAAACUGA
Molecule: messenger RNA, 819 nt
Organism: Strigops habroptila (Kakapo)
Lineage: Eukaryota; Metazoa; Chordata; Aves; Psittaciformes; Psittacidae
Gene: MRPS18B
Product: mitochondrial ribosomal protein S18B
Exons: 7
Coding region: 1-819 (272 amino acids)
Biological process (GO): mitochondrial translation
Cellular component (GO): mitochondrion; ribosome
Molecular function (GO): structural constituent of ribosome
Source: RefSeq, a predicted model, not a curated record